Cokeromyces recurvatus is the source of this 1306-nucleotide messenger RNA. RefSeq names its product UDP-glucose 4-epimerase. Gene Ontology annotation, molecular function: UDP-glucose 4-epimerase activity. The coding region runs from base 27 to 1094 and encodes 355 amino acids. Gene Ontology annotation, cellular component: cytosol. The record is from RefSeq and is a predicted model, not a curated record. The transcript is spliced from 4 exons. Gene Ontology annotation, biological process: beta-D-galactose catabolic process via UDP-galactose, Leloir pathway. NCBI's taxonomy places the organism in Eukaryota, Fungi, Mucoromycota, Mucoromycetes, Mucorales, Mucoraceae.
AUUUAAUUAUAAUACAUAAAAUAAAUAUGGUUCAAAAGGCUGUUCUUGUUACUGGUGGUGCUGGUUAUAUCGGUUCUCAUACUGUUAUCGAAUUAUUAGAAGCUGGUCGUGAAGUAGUCAUUUAUGACAAUCUUUAUAAUGCCUCUUAUGAAGCUGUUCGUCGUAUCGAAAAAAUUACAGGAAAGAAGCCUAUUUUCUACAAGGCUGAUAUUCUCGAUAAAAAAGCUCUUUUAGAAGUUUUCAAUCGUCAUCCAAUUGAUUCUGUCAUUCACUUUGCUGGUCUUAAGGCUGUUGGUGAAUCAACCCAGAUUCCCCUUGAUUACUACUAUAACAAUAUUACCGGUACUAUUGUCUUAUUACAAGCUAUGAAGGAAGCUAAUGUCAAGAACAUUGUCUUUUCAUCUUCUGCUACUGUUUAUGGUGAACCACCUAUUAUUCCUAUUCCCGAAACUUGUCCUACUGAUGCCAAGAGUCCUUAUGGCCGUACCAAACUCUUUGUUGAAAAUAUUAUUCGUGAUCUUUGUACUGCUGAAAAGGAUUGGAAUGCUGGUUUACUCCGUUACUUUAACCCUGCUGGUGCUCAUCCCUCUGGUAUUUUGGGUGAAAAUCCUACUGGUAUCCCUAAUAACUUGAUGCCUUACUUUGCUCAAGUUGCUAUUGGUAAACGUGAAUGUUUAUCUGUCUUUGGUAAUGAUUAUCCUACUCGUGAUGGUACAUGUAUUAGAGACUAUAUUCAUGUUGUUGAUUUAGCAAGAGGUCAUUUAGCUGCUCUUAAGAAACUUGAAGAAAAUCCUGGUUGUGUUGAAUAUAACUUGGGUACUGGUGUAGGUUCUACAGUUUUAGAAAUGGUUCAUGCCUUUGAAAAGGCUGUCGGUCGUGAAUUACCUUACAAGAUCACAGGUCGUCGUCCUGGUGAUGUCCCCAACCUUACUGCUGAUCCUAAAAAAGCAAACGAAGAAUUAGGUUGGAAGGUUCAAUUCACUUUGGAUGAAGCUUGUGCCUCUUUAUGGAAAUGGCAAAGUCAAAAUCCUAAUGGUCUUGAAGACUAUCCUUCUGAGGCUCCUGCUGAGACUAUUCUUAACUACCUCCACUAAAUUAAUCAUAUAUCAUAUGUAGAAAGUUUACAUACAAACAAACAAACAAACAAAAAAGACAUUAUAUACAUAUUUAUAUAUAUAUACGCUUUUUAUAUUUCCCUUUUUUAUUUUUUAUUCUAACACUAUCUGUUCUAUAUAAACAUAUAUAUAUAUUAUUAUAGCAUUUCAUUAUAAUAAAGUCAUCAUAUUAUUAUUUAUUUUUUUAUUUA